Williopsis jadinii is the source of this 2766-nucleotide messenger RNA. It is a transcript of the gene MTR10, whose product is annotated as mRNA transport regulator MTR10. NCBI's taxonomy places the organism in Eukaryota, Fungi, Ascomycota, Saccharomycetes, Phaffomycetales, Wickerhamomycetaceae. Gene Ontology annotation, cellular component: nuclear membrane; cytoplasm. The record is from RefSeq and is a predicted model, not a curated record. The transcript has a single exon. Gene Ontology annotation, molecular function: small GTPase binding. The coding region runs from base 1 to 2766 and encodes 921 amino acids. Gene Ontology annotation, biological process: protein import into nucleus.
AUGAGCUCGAACUCGCAGGACAAGACACAAGCGCUUCACUACCUCGAGGAGUUCCAGAAGACACCAGAGGCAUGGAAUGCGGUUCAUACGAUACUACAACAGCAGCAGUACCCGGUAGAGAUGAAGAUGUUUGCAGCUCAGACGUUGAGAAAUAAGAUGACGUACGACUUGCACCAGAUUCCUCCUGAGGCGCUUGCUGGGUUGAAGGACUCGACGAUGGGGUUCUUGAUCCAGUACUCCGAGGUCAACAAGCCGAUUAGAACCCAACUCUGCAUUGCACUUUCCAAGUUGACCAUUCAGUUCUUGCAAUGGGACAACGCUGUGGAUGAAAUCAUAGCCACUCUACAACAGCAAGUCCCGACGUUGUUGGAGUUCUUGAAGAUCCUCCCGGAGGAGUCGUUUGACGCCAAGGGUACGCCGUUGACGGACGAAGAGUUUAGACUAAGAACGGAUCAGUUGAUUGUGGCAAACGUGGAGAAAGUUCUAACGUUGCUUUCAAACUAUGCUCAACAAUCUGGAGACAACUCGCGUGCAAGCUCAUUGAUAUUGGACUGUUUGAACUCCUGGAUUGGUGAAAUCCCUGUGGAACAACUCUUGCAGAUCCAACCUUUAACAAAUAUCAUAUUCAACUCUUUGAAGGAUGAAGACUCUUUUGAAAAGGCGAUCGAGUGUUUAUGCACCAUUGUCAGAGAGACAAAGGACAUUGACAACAUUGGCUUGAUUCAUGCGUUGUACCAACAGAUUGUACAAUUAAGACCACUAUUGCAACAGCACAACGAUGAUCCAGAUGUCUUUGGGUCGUUGACUAGACUAUUUGUCGAGUCAGGUGAGGCAUGGCAUAUUAUUAUUGCCAAACAACCACAAGACUACAAAGAAUUGGUGGAGAUCCUGUUACAGUGUACAGAUUACCAAGAAGAUUUGGAGAUUGUCAAGUACACGUUCUACUUUUGGUACUCUUUAAAACUCAUGAUCACAUUGGAUAGAUAUCAGGAAGCAAGACAGCAGUUCAUUCCAAUAUAUACGCAGCUCGUAAAUGUUAUGAUCAAGCAUCUGUACUAUCCAGAUGGAAGUGAAUCGGAUCCUCUCUUUGAGUCAAAGGAAGAGGAGGAAAAGUUUAAGGACUUCAGAUAUGAUAUGGGAGAUGUGUUGAAAGACUGUACCGCUGUCAUAGGUGCAGAGGCAUCUCUCUCAAUCCCAUUCCAACAGAUUCAAUCUGUUUUGAACUCACCGAAUGUGAAAUGGCAACAAGUUGAAGCACCAUUGUUCAGUUUGAGGGCAAUGGCCAAAGAGGUUACUCUAAAGGAGAACAAGAUCUUACCUCAAAUAAUGAACUUGUUGGUUCAACUACCAGAAAAUACCAAGAUCAGAUACGCUGCAACUUUAGUUCUUGGAAGAUACACUGAAUGGACAGCACUACACCCGGAGUUUUUAGAAAAACAACUGAACUACAUCAUCAGUGGAUUCCAGUUUGCAAAUUCCGAUAUAAUCACUGCAGCUUCAUUAGCAUUGAUGUAUUUUUGUCAAGAUUGUUCUAAAUUGUUGUCCAACUAUAUCGAACAGUUGUACAAUUUUUACAUCAACAUCUUGAACUCAAAUACCACUGCAAUUGAGAUCUCGUCAAUCUAUCAAAUCUCAGAAGGUAUCGCAUAUAUCAUUGAUAAACAAGACGACACAAAUAUUGCCAAUGCCACUAUGAUGUUUAUCAAACCAAUAUUGGAGAAAUUGGGGAAAUAUUCUCAGGAACAAGGUACAGAACAAAUCUACGAUGCUGUUGCACAAGAAAUUGAGAUCGUUAGGUUGUACUUUGAAGUUAUAAAACCAAGAAACUUGCAAGCAAAUUCUGAUCCUGUGGCAUCACUGGCUGUUGAAAUAUGGCCACUGGUGGUUACGCUCUUGGAAAAACACGGUCAAUCUCCAAAGGUUUCAGAACGUUGUAUGAAAUUCACAAAGACAAUAUUGCAAACAUAUGGUUCCUUUGUAUUGGAGUUGUUGCCAUCUAUUGCCAAUGUUUUAGUGAAGGGUUUCCAAACAACAAGAUUUGGUUGUUAUUUAUGGGUUUCUGGUGUUGUCAUUAGAGAAUUUGGCGAUGAGGGAAUUCCUCAACAGACCAAACAAGCUGUUUGGGAAUUUGCCUAUCAGCAAGUGACUUCAUUCCUUGCAGUUGUUAAAGAAGUUCAACCUAUUGACAUUCCCGAUUUAAUCGAUGACUUUUUCAGAAUGAUGGGUGAUGUGAUUAUGUUCUUUGUCACUCAAUACGUUCUGUCUGAUAUCUUGAAACCUUCCUUUGAUGCAUCCUUAGUUGCAUUGGAACUUGAAAAGACCGAGCCAGUUGUUAGCACCUUACACUUUUUAAUCGAUCUCAUCUCUUGGGGAUUUGACACCCCACCAAUUUCCAUUUUGGAGGAGAUUCCACCGGAGGUUAAAAUCACCGUGCAAAAUUUUAUUAGUGAGAAUGGUGGCAUCUUGGUGAACAGUUUACUACAGGGACUGAUCUUUAGAUUUUCACAAGAUGCACAGAUUGAUGCCUUUGAUGCAUUGGGUAAGACCAUUAGAUUGGCACCAAACCCGGAUACAGCAGUCAUGUGGUUAAAUGGCUCACUUGAUGCCUUACCACAGAACACUGUGUCACCACAAGAGAGAAACAAACUCCUUACAACAAUGUCUACUGCAUUGAACUCGAAAGAUUAUAGAAGGAUCAGGGUUAGUAUUAAGGAUUUCGUGACGUGGUAUUCGAGAAAGAACAUCACUCCAAGAUUCAAAGCGUGA